AUGAAUCCCCCGAUUCUCCUCCGUUCCAUCAUCACAUCGGCUCAGUUUCGACGGGAGCUCUUCUUCGUUUUUAUCUGUUUUCUGAUCACAAAUGCUUUACUCACCAUUAUCUACAUCUUUCUACCAAAUAUCUACGAUGUGGCGGCCAUCGUGAACACGAACACUCGUUUUGUGCCGCUGAGACGAUUCGUGCACGCACUUCAAUUCGUGUUUGCUCUCUUCUCUGUAAUCAACAAUUCGAUGGCUGUUGUCUAUUGUUUCCGAAGUCGGCUCUUCACUCGAACUGUCAUUCGGCUAAUGUUGAGCGAUUCGAUCGCCAAGGGCACAUUCUCCGUCAUUCUCUUAUGGGCAUUCCUCUCACAGCUCACCCAAUGUUCCCCAUUCCCGAAAUGUUCGGACAACGUGGUGCUGACAACGGUCUUCUUUUGGGUUCACCUCUUCCUGGGGUCCGGCUACUACAUUUCGGGUUUCUUGCAAAUUGCUUUCUCGCUAAAUCGCUUUCUUGCCCUCUCGUUCAACGGGCUCUACUCGCAACAUUCACAGAAAUAUUCGGCUCUUCAAAUCGGUUUCCCGGUAUUGGCUGGAGUGAUCGCGGAACGGUUGCAAAUAUUCUAUGACAGCGUUUUGAUGGAUAUGAGAUUUAUUUUUGUUUCCGCGACACUGCCGCUCGAUUUGAUUCUCAUUUACAAAUUGGCGAAAAACAAAGUAAAGAAAAUCGAUUUGGCCACCGAGCGCUUCCUUUUGGUGCAAUACCGAGAGUUCUUUGCAGUGCGAGCACGAUUUUCCUAUUGCGAAGAGCCGAGAAGGAGCAAUGGCGGAAAAGGCAUCGCGCGAAUCGGGUCCUCCAAUUGGCGUCACGAUUUUGAGAGAAAUAAACAAUCAAUAGCUUUCGGUUUCCCAGUCGGCCUUCUC
Molecule: messenger RNA, 912 nt
Organism: Mesorhabditis belari
Lineage: Eukaryota; Metazoa; Nematoda; Chromadorea; Rhabditida; Rhabditidae
Source: the annotation of a GenBank genome assembly